AGAGCGGGGGGGUGAAGGGGGGGAUUCACCACCGACGAGCAGGUGACAACGGUGACCAGCGCCGAUGGACUUCCUGGCUGGCUGCAUCGGCGGUGCUGCCGGAGUUUUAGUUGGCCACCCGUUCGACACAGUCAAGGUCAGGCUGCAGGUCCAGAACGUGAACAAGCCGCUAUACCGCGGCACCUUUCACUGCUUCCAAUCCAUUAUACGCCAGGAGUCGAUACUCGGCUUGUACAAAGGAAUCGGGUCCCCCAUGAUGGGCCUCACCUUCAUCAACGCCAUCGUGUUUGGGGUGCAGGGCAACGCCAUGCGCAUGCUGGGCCGGGACACUCCCACCAACCAGUUCCUGGCGGGGGCGGCGGCCGGCGCCAUCCAGUGCGUCAUCUGCUGCCCGAUGGAGCUGGCCAAGACGCGCAUGCAGAUGCAGGGCACGGGCGAGAAGAAGUCCACCCGGAAGAUGUACAAGAACUCUGUGGACUGCCUGGUGCGUAUCUACCGCCGCGAGGGCGUGUGGGGCAUCAACAGGGGCAUGGUGACCACCCUGAUCCGGGAGACGCCCGGUUUCGGCUUCUACUUCCUGGCGUACGACGUGCUGACGCGGCAGCUGGGCUGCGAGCCCGAAGACCGCUACAUGAUCCCCAAGCUGCUGUUCGCCGGGGGCAUGGCGGGCAUCGCCUCGUGGCUCUCCACCUACCCGGUGGACGUGAUCAAGUCCCGGCUGCAGGCGGACGGGUCGGGCGGCGUCCGCCAAUACAGCGGCAUCGCCGACUGCGUGCGGCAGAGCGUGCGCGACGAGGGCUACGUGGUUUUCACGCGGGGGCUGACCUCCACGCUGCUGCGCGCUUUCCCCGUCAACGCCGCCACCUUCGCCACCGUCACGCUGGUGCUCAUGUACGCGCGCGGGCCCGAGGGGGGCGCCGUCGACUGCGAGGCGGCCCCCCAGACCCAGACGUCCGGCCUGUGAGCGGGACGGCGCUUUAGUCAAGGUCAAAUGCCGUUGACCUGUUAAGGUUAGCGCGCAUUUUUGGCUCGUUCUGAAAUGUCAACCAGCAAAUAUCUUUCAAAUAACUUUUUGUGAGUCACUACUCGCAAAGUGUGGGGAGGGAGAAAGAUGAGAUACAUUUUUAACUUGUAAUAAUUAUUUUUCCUCUGUACUGGACAACUGCUUUCCUUCCUGUACGAAGGAAAUUUUAGGGCCACACUCAAAAACAGUAGAAAAAAAAUGUGAGAAUAAUCCCAUUUUUGAAAACAAGGUUGCAAUAUCAUAACUGGAAAAAAAAAAUAUUAUUUAAAAAUCCAAAUUUUGUUAGGAAAGUCUUUUUUCCCCCAAGUUUUACUGUAUUCAACAUAUUAUUAAAAGAGUAAAUUAUUAGAAAAAAAGUUGAUAGAAGUUGAUUUUUUUUUAUUCAAAAUAGUGGUAUUUAUUUCAAGUUUCAAAAAUAUAUAUUUAUUAAAACUAUACAUUUUGUUUGGAAAGUCUUUUUUCCCCACCUUUUACUGUAUUCAUCAUAAUAUUAAAAGAGUAAAUUAUUAGAAAAUAGUUGAUGGAAGUUGAAUUUUUUUUUU
Molecule: messenger RNA, 1566 nt
Organism: Syngnathoides biaculeatus (alligator pipefish)
Lineage: Eukaryota; Metazoa; Chordata; Actinopteri; Syngnathiformes; Syngnathidae
Product: mitochondrial basic amino acids transporter-like
Exons: 4
Coding region: 65-964 (299 amino acids)
Biological process (GO): mitochondrial L-ornithine transmembrane transport
Cellular component (GO): mitochondrion
Molecular function (GO): high-affinity L-arginine transmembrane transporter activity
Source: RefSeq, a predicted model, not a curated record